Mustela lutreola (European mink) is the source of this 4537-nucleotide messenger RNA. It is a transcript of the gene TTC23L, whose product is annotated as tetratricopeptide repeat domain 23 like. The record is from RefSeq and is a predicted model, not a curated record. Bases 593 to 1978 code for a protein of 461 amino acids. Gene Ontology annotation, molecular function: protein binding. Lineage: Eukaryota; Metazoa; Chordata; Mammalia; Carnivora; Mustelidae. The transcript has 13 exons.
UCCAGUUGGACCCUCUGUGGCGAAGGCACCACCCUCAAGACAGAAGCCUCGGGAUGCUCGCCUGGGGCUCAGCAUGUGGCGUCUGGGUUUACGAAGUUGCGGGGAAAGGAAGAAGGAAGCGAUGUGCAUUUGAGAGAGGGGCCAGAGUUUGUUGUUAUAAUUUAUUCAGGGCCAUAUGGCAUGUUAUAGAACAGAAUUUAGGAGAUUGAGAACGCAAAACUACUAGCCCUGGCCAUAGGUUUUUUUGUUUUGUUUUGUUUUGUUUUAAAGAUUUUAUUUAUUUGACAGAGAGAUCACAAGUAGGCGGAGAGAGAAGGAAGCAGGCUCCCCGCUGAGCAGAGAGCCUGAUGCGGGGGGCUGGAUCCCAGGACCCUGAGAUUAUGACCUUAGCCAAAGGCAGAGGCUUAGCCCACUGAGCCACCCAGGCAUCCCUGGCCAUAAUUUUUAAAGUAGAGAUUAGAAAGAGAAAUUAAUCUUCUGGUGUUUGGAUUGUGGAUGUUCUGGAGCCUGUGUAAGAGCUACUGAGCGCUCAGGUGGAAAUGAUUCUGCAGGGUGAGAUGAAGAGCGACUUGGUGGGUGUUGAUGUAAGAAGAUGAAAGCCAGCCCCAUCCGCAUUCCAACUGUCAGCAAUGACACCGACUGGGACUUCUGCUUCCACCUGUCCCAGCAAGCCAAGAUCCCAGCAUACCAGCAAAGAGACGAAUUGUGUUCCUCUAGCGGGUCUGGAGAGAGUGAAGAAGACACUACAGCCGAGGCGAACGCUGUAGGCUGCAUGUCUCUUCCUAAAGAGAAAUUAGCCCAAUCCCAGAAGAAAAUAGCUCAGCUGAUUAAGAAAAAGAUGAAUACCCAAGCAAACAAGGAGCUGAUACGCUGUGUCAUCCUUUCUCGGAUUAUUUUUGGGGAAGAACACUGGAAAUGUGCACAGGCCGUGGCCAGCCUGGCUUAUGGCUACCUGACACUGAGAGGCCUCCCAGCUCAGGCCAAGAAACACGCUGAGUCCGCCAGGAACACGCUGCUGACCUGGAAGGACAGCACGACCUCAAACAAGGAGAAGAAGGAGAUCCUGGACGCUCUGGUCAUGCUGUACUAUACCCUGGGGGUGGCCUGGCUCCUGCAGAACCGUGGCAGAGAGGCUUAUUUCAACCUGCAGAAGGCAGAGAGAAACAUGAAGGAGCUGAGAGAAUUAUUUAAGGGAGGUGUACGCAAAUCCCAAGUCUCAGAGAAAGACCUGACCAUUGCUUUGGGCAGGGCCUCCUUGGCCAUCCACAGAUUGAACCUUGCUCUGGCAUACUUUGAAAAGGCAAUUGGCAAUGUUAUUGCUGCGGAGGGCAGUAGGACAUUGGAUCUGGUCAGUCUCUAUGAGGAGAUCGCUCAGAUUGAGCAGCUGAGGAGGAACCAUGAUCAGGCCAUCCAGUACUUGCAGCAGGCCCAUUCUAUCUGUGUUUCUUUGUUCACUGAAGUCAGCCCCCAAACUGCAGAGGCAAGCGCGUUACUAGCCAAGGCUCAUGCCAUGUCUGGAGAGGCCCAACACCGGGAUGCUGUUGAGAUAUAUUUUAUAAAGAGUAUCAAUGCAUAUCAAGCAACAUUGGGCCCAACGGAUUAUGAAACAGUGACAACCAUUGAAGAAUUCUGCAAAUGGCUUGUCCAGAAUGGGGAAAAACAGGAGGCUUAUAGACUGCUAAAGGCUGCACUGAAGUCUCAGGUCAUCAGCUAUGGUGACUGUAGUGAAAAGGUGGCUGAAACUUUUUACAACAUGGGCAGGAUCUGCUUUGCCAAAGGACAGCUCAGAAAGGCGAUUCAGCUGUUAAGGAAGUGUCUGAUGAUUCAAAUCCUCUUAUAUGGAAGUGAGCACAGUAAAAGCAGAGACACAAGAGACCUCCUUACCCUAUUGCAAAGGGCGAGUAACAGUUCAUCCAGGUGGAGAAGAGAAACCAUUCCAGGAAGAAGGAACUGUAUAUGCAAAGGCCCUGAGGUGUGACAGAGGACAGUGUUUGGAAGCAGUGGUCUUCUGUUAUCGUUAAGAGAAAAACCUCUAUACUAAGAUAGCCAACAAUAAAGCCAACUGUUGAUAACAAAAAUUCUGGACCACAAGAUAUAUUUAUUAACACGGAUAGCAAUGGCAGACCAAAGGUGGAACUAAGGACUGUAAAGAAAAAAACCCAAAAAACAAAAAACGGUCUACCGAGCAGCAGCAUUACAGGUAAAACACCCAGGGCCCGUUAGAACACAUGGUCCUGAUCGAGAACUUGGGGUGGGGAGGUAGGAGUCAGAAAUCUUUUUCAGCCUGAUGCUUUUAGUUUCUUAGUGACUGGGAUUCCAAUACUCUUCUUACCUUUUAUAGCUCAAAUUUCAUUCUUUUUAGUUCUGGCUUUUAAAGAAGAUAUCUAAGUUGUUGGUGGAUAUUUUAAUAUACUGUUUGGAAGUAGUUUUAGUCAUAACCUGUUUUAGGUCACUAAAACUGCCCUGUGAAGAAACAUUUGAUCUUCUGGAAACAUUUGCCCUGGUUUCAUGCCACGUGAAGGGUCAGAGUUUUUUUGUUUUGCUUUUUAAAUAUUUUAUUUAUUUAUUUAUUUAUUUGUCAGAGAGAGAGACAGACAGACAGACAGUGCACAAGCAGGCAGAGGCAGAGAGAGAAGCAGGCUCCCCACCGAGAAACCCGAUGUGGGACUCGAUCCCAGGACCCUGGGAUCAUGACCUGAGCCGAAAGCAGUGGCUUAACCCACUGAGCCACCCAGGUAUCCCCAGAGGGGGUGUUUUGAUUCUUAUUAUAAAUGAAGAAACUAGGGAUAAGAGAGACUGAUUUGUUCAAGGUCAGCCUGGUGAUUAUAAAGCUGACUUCCUGAAUCAUAGAUGAUUACAUCUUCCAUCUUACUCUGCUGCCCUCAACCCCAAACUGGAUUUAAAGAGAAGGAAUGUUCAAGGUGCUUAAAAAUAAAAAUCCUUACCCCCUGAACAAAUGUGUAUCCAGGAAAAGAAAUCAGCAAUCUCAGAUUAUAUUCUUUACUGUCUUCUUCACCUACUUAGGGAGAAAAAUCAGAUUCCUGUGAGUUUACAAUAUAAGAAACAUUUUCCCCUUUCAUCGAUUCUUGGUUAUGUUGGCAGAUUUAAUGGAGCUCAAAGACUGUCUUUGGGGAUCCAAGUGUCUUCUAACAACAUCUCUCCUUCACUCAGUGCUUACAAGAACAUUUUGAUUGUUCAUUCAGAAAAUAAUUAUUUUUAAAUUUCAGUCCUUUGUUCAGUCUGACCUCAUGAUCAACCAGAACCCCGAGCAAGGUAUAGUGGUGAGUAGUGUGCUACGGCCUAAGCACACAUAUAGCAGUUGAUCCAAUGACUUGUCUAUAGACUGGUAGUCUCCCUCCUGCAGCUGUGUCCUCCCUUAGCUGAUUCCCAGAGAGCUUUCAGUUUGGCACUCAGUUCUAAGGUCUCAGACUUAGCCCUGGCUGGAGAUGGCUAUGGCCCACUGACCUUUACUGCAGCGCUUGUGAACUGGUCACACAAUCUGUCCUUGCUAAUUUUAGUCCUGUCUGGAGACGGGCCUGCUGUUCUGACCCAGAAUAUUCUGGACUAAAGUUGCCUUAGAUGAGUCGCUUCCAUUUUUACAUAUCCAGAUGAAAAUGGGUUUACAACAAUGACUGUGAUAAAAAACAAAAGUACCAGACAGAAGUGGCAAUUUGGACUCCAUUUUGCAUGUCACUAAAAUUUUUAGAAUUAAUAUCUUGGGAGACCCCAACGUCUUAAGAUUCGACUGACACACCUGUAUCAAUAAAACAUUAGCAUGAAGUGUAACACUGCAAAAUAAAAUGUUAUGGUGCAAUCCUGUUAUUGCGUUCGAAAUUAGUUUUAAAUACUUAAGUAUUUCCAGUGUUUACUGUCAGUGUAAAGUUGCUAGUAGUCCAUUUUGUGAGAUUUUGAUGUUAAAAUGUUUAAUUAAAUGGUGGUGAUAAUGACUGGUAGCUAUAGUUUUAAUUCGCAACUUUUAGAUUCUUUUAAAAUUAGCUAACAGGCACUGAAAUUUUUGAGGUGGUUGGGGGUUAGCUAUUUCCCUACAAUCUCUGCAACAAAUUAGAAAAGGAAAAAAAAUCAAGCCCAGAUCAAACUGCCCCACAUACAGAUUUUAAUAAACAUUUGCCAACAUACAUGCAACCUAUUCCUUGAGGUCAGUAAAGCCCCACUUCUCUCUUUUGGUAGCUCACCCACCAGUUUCCAUGAAAGGCCCAUGUAAGACAAACUUGACAAUAUUUCAGAGGUGAGACUAUCCUAAUCCAGUCAGCAACAAGCAGCCAGAAGUGUUUGGACAAGAUGUCAGGAAGCAAGACCCUUUAGGGUCAAGCCUUAGGCACCAAGCCUAAACGUACAGGCUACAAGCCUCACUCGAUUCUUAUGUGCUUUCCAUGCACACAUUUAAUCAUUCCACACUUCCUGGAUAUCUCUAGUUUUGCCAAUGAGAGCCACUACUAUUAUCUAUUAUGUUGAUCAACAAGCUAUUAAUUUCAAAAGUAAUACCAACUUGAAACAUUUACUAAUCAUCAAAAUCUCU